Effrenium voratum is the source of this 579-nucleotide messenger RNA. Lineage: Eukaryota; Dinophyceae; Suessiales; Symbiodiniaceae. The record is from the annotation of a GenBank genome assembly.
AUGGCGGAAGCGACGGCCAAGUUGGAUGCGCUGCUCUUCAGGAAAACGGAGGGCAACAAGCGGGGCAUCCCAGAGGCGAUCUUUAUCGAGAAUGUCGAGGAGAUGUGCAAAGAAAGGGAGCCCACGGAGAUUGUGGGGCGGCUGCAAGACCUGCACAGCAAGUACCAGUACAUGCAGAGCUCGUUGACUGCGCAGCGAUCCUCCCUGAAGUCUAAGUUGCCAGAUAUUGUCUCAGCCUUGGAGGUGGUGACGCAUCUCGCAGAGCGAAAGGAGAAGGAAGCGGAUGCGGCAGAGUACACCUACCAGCUGGCGGAGAACAUUUGGUCCAAAGCCUCGGCGGCUCCCAGUGGCAACGUUUGCCUAUGGCUGGGGGCCAAUUGCAUGUUGGAGUACACCCUGGAGGAGGCGCUUGAGCUGCUUCGCACCAACGAGACCAACGCCAGAACUACCCUCAAGAGUCUUGAGGAGGAUUCGGCCUUCUUGCGAGACCAGAUCACCACCACGGAGGUGAACAUUGCCCGCACUCACAAUUAUGGGGUGCGGCUUCGGCAGCUGGCCAAAGCUAAAGCGUCCAGCUAA